Messenger RNA from Sphaeroforma arctica JP610, 2124 nucleotides. RefSeq lists its product as hypothetical. NCBI's taxonomy places the organism in Eukaryota, Ichthyosporea, Ichthyophonida. The record is from RefSeq and is a predicted model, not a curated record. The coding region runs from base 84 to 1715 and encodes 543 amino acids. The transcript has 3 exons.
GUGAUUCAUGUGUCGUUGCGCACAAUCCCGCUGCCAUUUGAUUAAAUUGAACGUAUUGAUUAUUGGAUUGAAAAAUAAAGAGUAUGGCGGACUUAUUUGUAAGCAGCGAUAAUGUUACGGCUAUGAGUGCAGUUCCUCUGCAGGAGAACAUGUCGGAAGUGUCGAAGAAGCCAUCCAGAAAGGAAACAACUGCUGAAUUAAAUAGAGAACUGUUGGCAGGGCAAAAUGCUGUCGGAUCCACCAUAUUAAGUAUGGAUAAGGUUGAAGAAGAUAGCACCGAGGAUCUCAAUGUCCAGUACAACAAGCGCGCCGCUCAGAUUAGGCGGACCAGUAAUAUAUAUUCCUGGGCGCUGUCCAUACUGGUCUAUCCGCUGAUAUUUGGCUUGGCCGUUUGCUUCUUCUUCCUGGUAAAGCAACAGGCUAACGACCUCAUGGAAAUUAUCAUGAACGGACGUGAUGUCUAUAUCAUAGUAGUCAGCGUAAUUGUCCCGACCAUUUUUGCCCUUCUAGCACUGAUCGCCUUCUUUGCCUUUUUUUGGAAAGAACCCGAAGUUCGAUCUCGACACCACGGUUUCAUAAUCAACUACUGUGCGUGUGCCCUCUGUUUAGAGGUGAGUGUACUUAUCAGUGCAAGUAUCAUCAUGCAAAUCACCAGCAUCAAAGCUAUCACUGCUACGGGGAUGAACGAUACGUGGCUGUCACUUGUAGGUUUUUGGUUAAUUACACUUGUCAAUUUCUUUGCGUUGAAUAUGAUCGUGCCGGUGGUCGCGCGCAUGCGGUACAUCAACGAGUUGUAUGUCCACAGGAAUCGGUUCGCUUCGUACUGGGGUGUACCGAUCAUUUACCUCGUACUGUACUUUCUAACGGCGUUCAUGUCUAUGGCCAUCUGUGAAUACGCCGUCGACCCCACCACACCUUGCACGGCUACAGAGAAGUUCUCUGGUACUAUUGUGUUUGUAGCAAUUCACAACGUGCACUAUUUCUACCUGGUUUGGUCCGCUUGGGGAGCUAAGGAUUACUUCAUUGAUUUCGUCGGCAAUGUCCGCAUGUAUAUGAUCUUUUUCGUGGGUACCUGGGCAGCCAUUGCCUAUGGGAUCGUGUCAGACAAUCCUGCAGAUAUCUGGUAUCUGUGGUUCUUUGAGACAUGGUUUAAGCUUUGGGUGAUCGGAAUAGAGAACUUCGGGUUCAUUAUUGUUCGAGUGCUUGGCCGUAAAAUCACAAAGGGUAGUUCACUUCGUGGGCUCGAUCUUGAGGGUGAGCAUUUCCGCGAGGGUGAGAACAGGAAAGGUGUCGUCAAUCUUCUAAGGAUUCCAGAAACGGCGGAUCUUUUCCUUGCUCAAGUAAAGAAGAUGCACGCCGAAGAGAAUAUAUUGUUCUUGCGCAGUGUGCUGGAUUGUAACAACAAUAGAGAUGAUGCAUCCGUAGUGAGGGCUAUUGUAGAUGAGUUUAUUGUAGCUGACAGCCCACAAGAAGUGAAUAUCACUGCCCCUGUCCGAGAAAAGACGCUCAAAAAGCUCAAUACUGGAGAUUACUAUGAUUCGAAAGCCCUGUUCGACGAUGCUUUCAUGGAGGUUUCUAUUCUGGUGACGCGUAAUUCUUUGCCUGCCUUCUUGAACAGCUCAGAGUACAUGGCCUGGUGUGCCGAGCGUGAUGAGCACGAUCACCUUAUUGCACUACUGAGGAAGAAUAGUCUGAUGGACGCCGCUUAUAGGUGAUUACCAGGGAGGUAAAUACAAGAGAAUAUGGUGUGCAGUUGUACUCAUCAGCCUGGUGCAAAAAAAAAUCGGAGCAUGAAGAAACAGUUGGCAAGAAUAAAACUAUAUGCGGUGUCGGGGUUUCGGAAGAAUGUGGUGGCAUAUCGAUAAAUAGUACGUUAAACCAAAUUUACUACUAAUGAAGUGAAAUAGACUCGAUUGUCUGGAAGUGAGCUCCGCACAGCACAGAUAAAAUGUGUGCCAUAGGCACAACUGUACGUUCGUUCAGCCCAUUUGGCUCUCUCAGGAGGUUAUCUUCCCGAGAUAAACGGAAAUACAGUUGGAUUCAGUUUGUUGAAAUAAAGCAUUGCGAUAAGUAGUUUUAGCUGCUAGUUUUGGCACGUGCGAUUUUGGUGUUGAUCAUGCAUUC